UACCUGUGUGGUGCAUGUUGUGUACAAUACCUCUGAUGACCAGCAGAGGGUGGUGUCUGCACUCUGUCCAUGGAUACAAAGUGUAUUUUGUCAGAACUUUUUCACAGUUUGUCAGUUCACACACUUGGAAUCAUGUUAUAUUCGCUCAUGUGUGAUACUCUGUAGGUCUGCUGUCAGUCUGGAGGGGAUUUCAUAAGCUUUCUGUGUGCUGAGAGAACAUAUGAGGACAUUCCCAGUAGGCUGGAGGUCCUCCUCCUCCUCCUCCUCCUCCUCCUCCUCCUCAGUUCAGCCGGUUAAACAGUGCCAUGGAACCGGACCUGGGUGCGCCAUGAACGGGCCGCAGUUAAAUGAACUACCGGAUGAGUCGGAGCAGCUGCAGCCGUUCUUGGUCCAGCUGAGGCGGGCCGCCCUGCAGGCCACCGGCCCGGCCCCGGUCCGGACCUUCUCCGACGGGUUCCUCCUCAAGUUUCUGCGGGCCAGAGACUUCGACGUGGAGCUUUCACUGAAGCUCUUACUGAACUACCAGCAGUGGCGGAAGGACAGUCCUGAAAUCAGCAGAUAUCUGUGUCCCCUGUCGGUGCUGGGCCUCCUCAACACAUCGUAUCAUGCCGUCCUCCCCCAGCGGGACCACGCAGGCAGCAGAGUCCUCAUCUACAGGAUCGGUCAGUGGAGUCCGAAAGACUGGUCGGCCUUCCAGGUGUUCAGCAUCAGUCUGAUGACAUCCGAGAUCAUCUCCAUGGAGACGCAGACACAGAGGCGGGGUCUGAAGGUCAUAUUUGACCUGCAGGGGUGGAGUCUAGGCCAUGCCCUGCAGAUUACCCCCUCCCUCGCCAGGAAGAUCUCCUCUGUGCUUCAGGACUCUUUUCCACUGAAAGUCAGAGGAAUCCAUCUGGUCAACGAGCCCAUCUUCUUCCGGCCGGUCUUCGCCACGAUUCGUCCGUUCCUGCCCGAUAAGAUCAAGCAGAGGAUCCACUUGCACGGCUCUGAUUAUCACGACACUUUAGCUGAUUUCUUCUCGUCGCCCGUCCUUCCUCCUGAAUACGGAGGGGAGGGGCUUGGCAUAGAGGAGGCGUGUCAAGACUGGACCAAUCAGCUGCUUCAGUCUGAACAGCUUUUGCAGCAGAUCGCCGUUCACCCAACAGGUGACAUCGCCAUCCCAGCUGAUGAGGUGAUCUCAGAUGAAAAAGCAGACGAUGAGGGCUGAUGGGUUUUCUUCCAUGUUACAUUCUCAUCUACUGCGUGGAUGUGGUGGAUGGCCAUCAUCACUUCAGUGACAGCAGAAGGUGGAUACCUGAUGCACACUGGAGCAGGAAGGACACAUUUAAUGUGCAGCUUUUUCAGAUUUCAGCUCUUGAGCCAUGUGGCUGAGUUGAUGUUUACAGUGUAUGACUCUGUUUUUGUGACCAACGAAGCAAAGACAUUGAUGGUACAACAGAAGUCAAGAAGCUGAGGUUUACGUCUGUGUUAAACUGCAUUUUUUUUUUUUUUUAUCUUGAGGGGACUGUGUGCAGAGGUACAUUUAUUUUUUUAAUGAAUCAGUCUUUAUUCAUAUAUUUUCCAAAUGCUUAACCCUUGUGCAUCCCUCUAAUUUACUAUCCUCUGGAUAGUGUUUUUUUUUUUACAUUAAUCUUUCAAACCACUUCAUUUUUGCUCAAAACUAUCAAAUGUUUAAUAAUUUUCAGGAUUUUAACUGUUAAAAUGCUAGAAUUCAAGUUUAAAAAGUGGCAACAACAUCAAUUUCAUUGCAUCACUAGUUUUAAGUGAGAUUAAAAAGGUGGUUUCAGUGUAGGUCAAUGAGGCAUUUUUGACCAUCAGAGUCCUGCACUGAAUGAAAAACUACUAAUUCAAUCAAAUGAGUGUUAGGGCUAAUCUCUUAAAGUGGUUUAAGGGAUUUAUGAAAAAUAGAUCUUGAUAUAGAAUGCCUCUAGUGCUACUCACACUGGUGUAUGAAUGUGUAUGAGUGUUUGGUGGUGGUCAGAGGGGCUGUUGGUGUGGACUGGACGUCGUAGCUGUGGUUCCAGAUGUGGUUUACCACCACCAGUGUGUGAAUGUGAGAGUGAAUGAAUAAUGGAUCCAAUGGAAGCGCUUUGAGUACGCAAAAUGAAAAAGCUCUAUAUAAAUCUAAUCCAUUAUUACUUAUUAUUAUUUUUGUCACAGUUUUUUGCAUUUACACAUUUGGUUUGAGGGUCCCCAGAUGGUACAGAAAGUGUAUAAUAGACCUGUAAGAGUAAAUGACAAAAUCAACGCAAAAAGACUUUAGCACCUACUAAACUACAAGUACAAUUCAGAAAAAGUGAGAGUCUGGAAAAGACAUACAAAAACUAGUCCUUUAAGAGCAAAAAUGGAACCAGUUAAUUGUAGUUUAAAUCAUUGAAAAGUAUUCCAACAGUGUCCCUCAGACAAAAGUUGGAAUUUGGAUUUUUCACCCUCUGCACUGCAGAUAAGAAUGAACGGAUUCUGGUGGAAUUUCUGCAUGUACAUCAGACAAACCUAAGCUGAAGUGACAUGGGAUCACUCAGGCGCCACUGCAUCAAGGACCAUAAUUCAUCUGUUAAUGCUCCAAUUACUUGUGUGACCAUUUUUUAAAAACUUGAUUACAGAUUGAAGAAACAUACUUCCAUACCUGCAUUUGUUUUCUCUGUGCUGUUGUUAGUCUGAACCCUACACUUUAAGACCACUUCAGUCAAAUGUACCAAGUCAAAUCAUUCCUCAGGUCAGGAUCUGUGUCUAGGGCAGAGGCGAUUUCUCCCAGACUGCAGUAGAAACUCAGCUUCUCCUAAAAUGACUCAGAUUAAAUGGUUAAAUCUGUUCGGUUGUGUUGACAUUUCAUUGACUCCAAAUGUGUUAGAACACGUUCAUCUCACAGACGAGUUCGUUCAGAAUCAGCU
Molecule: messenger RNA, 2888 nt
Organism: Sphaeramia orbicularis (orbiculate cardinalfish)
Lineage: Eukaryota; Metazoa; Chordata; Actinopteri; Kurtiformes; Apogonidae
Gene: ttpa
Product: tocopherol (alpha) transfer protein
Exons: 5
Coding region: 221-1204 (327 amino acids)
Biological process (GO): vitamin E metabolic process; vitamin transport
Cellular component (GO): membrane; late endosome
Molecular function (GO): vitamin E binding; lipid transfer activity; phosphatidylinositol bisphosphate binding
Source: RefSeq, a predicted model, not a curated record